AAUCAAUUUGUUAUCUCGUACAAUAUAUAGAAAGUUUCAAGUUGCAGCGUCUCCCGAUAAGUCUAGCCUGUGUUUAACUCAAGUGAACAAACUCUGUGGUACAACACAAGACCAGACCACCGGAUCGAGCUAGAAAUGGAGGUUGUGUUUCCUCCACCUACAACGUCUAACAAGUCUCUCCCCAUCUUUAUUAAUUCCAAGCCCACACCAAGACUGCGCUGUAGUAUCAUCAUCUCCGAAAUCCAGGAAAUCCGGGUAUGCACCAACCGGAGUUGCCGUAGACAAGGUUCCAUGCAGACCCUUGAGACCAUCACGGCCCUCGCUCCCCCCACAGUCGCCGUCAAGUCCUGCGGCUGUUUGAGCUGCUGCGGCAACGGCCCCAACCUCGUCGCGCUUCCAGCUGGCACUCUGGUCGGUCAUUGCGGAACCAGGGCUCGAGCCGCCGAGGUCCUCGUGGCACUCUGCGGGGGAGCUUGGGAUUCCGACGCUGCUGACAAGAGUUUGGAAGCGCUUGCGUUGAGGAAUAAAGCUGAGAUUGAGCUCAACAACAACAACAAUUUCUCUCAGGCUGAGCUCUUCCUCUCACAGGCUAUAGAAUUAAGGCCAAUUGGUGGCAUCCAUAUUACAUACAAGGACAGGUCUGUUGCAAGAUUAGCACUGGGAAAUCAUUCUGGGGCUCUUGAAGAUGCCGCACAAGCUUUGGCAUUAAAUCCUAUUUAUCCGGAGGCUUAUAUUUGCCAAGGCGAUGCAUUCUUGGCAAUGAGUCAUUUUGAUUCAGCUCAGAAGUCAUAUUUGACAGCUCUACAGAUAGAUCCUUCUAUUCGACGCUCCAAAUCUUUCAAGGCUCGGAUUGCAAACCUCGAGAAACUCACUGCUGUACCUGAUUAAGUCUUAAGAUCUCCAAUGUCUCUGAAGUCUUGUAUACAUCAAUUACAGAACUGUGCUGAUAAAAGUCAUAAUGUUCAGACUCUUUGCAGGUUUGUCUGUGUCAUUCAUUUUAUGCAUGCUGGAGUUCAUAUUAUAGGUCUAGCAUGCAUGAUAAGUUCAACAUUCAUACACAAUAAUUAUAGUGACAAUAAAAGAAUUUAUAGAAGAAGAAGCAGCUACUAGUCUCUUUUGUACCUCUGUAGUAUAUAUGAGAUGGUCAAGAUUUGACAAUAAUAUUUAGAUCGAGAUUGGAAUUGA
Molecule: messenger RNA, 1185 nt
Organism: Rosa rugosa (rugosa rose)
Lineage: Eukaryota; Viridiplantae; Streptophyta; Magnoliopsida; Rosales; Rosaceae
Exons: 5
Coding region: 136-888 (250 amino acids)
Molecular function (GO): protein binding
Source: RefSeq, a predicted model, not a curated record